Molecule: messenger RNA, 1878 nt
Organism: Pseudocercospora fijiensis CIRAD86
Lineage: Eukaryota; Fungi; Ascomycota; Dothideomycetes; Mycosphaerellales; Mycosphaerellaceae
Exons: 5
Biological process (GO): chromatin remodeling
Cellular component (GO): nucleus
Molecular function (GO): histone H3K36 demethylase activity; histone H3K9 demethylase activity
Source: RefSeq, a predicted model, not a curated record
AUGGCAACCGCGGGCGCCUUGUCGCCCGAAUCUCACGAUGCGCACGAUAUCAAGCCGACCACAGAGCAGACCGCGACCGUCUUGACGCCACCAACAUCAGAGGACCAUGAGCGCAAGCACGAUGGAGACGAGUCAGAACUGAGCGACCUUGAUUUGGAGGAAGAGGAAGAGGAGAUAUUCCCGGAUCACUACUGGGACGGAGAGCAUGGAGGCCGAAUACCCGUCUUCAAGCCAACCAUGGCCCAAUUUGCAGACUUCCAGAAAUUCAUUGGGCAGAUCGACAAGUAUGGCAUGAAAUCUGGUAUUGUAAAAGUUGUUCCUCCGCAAGAAUGGCGCGAGUCUCUUCCCGAGCUGCACGAAUAUGUAAAGCGCGUCAAGAUAAAGAAUCCCAUCACACAGGAAUUUAACGGCACUUUCGGCACUUACACACAGCAAAACGUCGAGAAGCAGCGCUCCUACAAUCUCCCGGAAUGGAAAGCUCUCACGGAGGAGACCAGCCAUCAACCUCCGGCCAAGCCCAAGAGCGGAGGCACCAAGUCAGUCACGUCUCGCAGACUGAACAACACUGCCGAGACUGUCGACCAUAUCGAUGAGAAGGCUUUCAAGAACUUCGACUAUCACCUGGAAAAUCUCGAUGAGUUCACGCCGGAGCGUUGUGCAGAGCUGGAGAGUAUGUACUGGAAGACAAUGGGUUUCAAUCAACCCAUGUAUGCCGCCGAUAUGCCAGGAUCUUUGUUCGACGACACGGUCACGAGCUGGAAUGUGGCAAAGCUGCCCAAUCUGCUGGACGUUCUCGGUACGAAAGUGCCUGGUGUCAACACCGCUUAUCUUUACAUGGGAAUGUGGAAAGCAACCUUCGCUUGGCAUCUCGAGGACGUCGACCUCUACAGUAUCAAUUACAUCCAUUUUGGUGCUCCAAAGCAGUGGUACAGCAUUUCACAGGAAGAUGCUCGAAAGUUCGAGCGCGCGAUGAAGCAGGCCUGGCCUGUUGACGCCAAGAAUUGCGAUCAAUUCUUGCGGCACAAGACCUACCUGAUUUCGCCAGAUGUGCUCCAGAAGCAGUAUGGUGUCAAGGUCAACAAGCUCGUGCAUUACGAAGGCGAAUUCGUGAUCACGUAUCCAUAUGGCUACCACUCUGGAUACAACCUUGGUUACAACUGUGCAGAAUCAGUGAACUUCGCGACCGAGUCGUGGCUGGAGUUUGGUCGCAUUGCAAAGAAGUGCAAUUGCGAAGCCGACAAUGUUUGGGUUGAUGUCGGCGAAAUCGAACGCAAGCUGAGAGGCGAGCCGACUCCGGAAUACUACGAGGAAACUGACAGCGAGGGCGAAGAUGAGGAUAUCGAGGACAGUAAAUUGCCCACUCCUCCUGCCAGUAAGAAGAAGAAGAAGAUCAGGAUUAGAAUUCGUCUGCCAACGAGAGAGCCGUGUUGCAUGUGUCCGAACGAGAAUAAGUGGGAUGAGCUCCUACCCACCGACACUGGCAAGCAAGCGCACAAAUCUUGCGCGCUCUACACCCCAGAGACCUACAUCGUCACCGAGGACGGCAAAGACAAGUGCACUCGUGCGUUCCACGCUACCUGCGCGGUUGCAGCUGGUGUACUUGUCGACUCUGGCCUGGUGCCUACAUUCAGCGAAGACGGCACGGAAUACUUCGAAGAAGGCUUUGAUUUCCGAUGCCGUUAUCACCGACCAAAGAUGGGCAAGAAUCCUGACACGGAGGCUUUCGAGGUCAACAAGCUGAUUUUGGACCACGCCAAGCAGCUAAAACCCAACGACACAGUGCAAGCCCGCUUCGUUGGUGGAGAAGUCUUCGGAGGUCUGGUCGUCGAGAAUCGGCCGCAAGAACGCACAGUCAUCGUCGACGUGCUUCCGGACGGC